Mirounga angustirostris (Northern elephant seal) is the source of this 4485-nucleotide messenger RNA. RefSeq names its product syntaxin 4 (gene STX4). Gene Ontology annotation, cellular component: endomembrane system; SNARE complex; plasma membrane. Gene Ontology annotation, molecular function: SNAP receptor activity; SNARE binding. Bases 358 to 1251 code for a protein of 297 amino acids. Gene Ontology annotation, biological process: intracellular protein transport; synaptic vesicle fusion to presynaptic active zone membrane; exocytosis. NCBI's taxonomy places the organism in Eukaryota, Metazoa, Chordata, Mammalia, Carnivora, Phocidae. The record is from RefSeq and is a predicted model, not a curated record. The transcript has 11 exons.
GGGCGCCGCAGCUUCCGACCUCAACCUCUCCCUCGGGCGAGGAAGAGACGCGACCCCGUGCGCAUGCCCCGAUCAUCCCAGAGGGGCGGGGCUGAGGCUGCGGGUGCGGGAGGGGGGGAAAGAAAAGGGAAUUCCAACCUGUGGAAUCUUGGGGGGUCCCCGAGGUCGGCUUCUUCCCAUUGACUGUGGAUGGUGCCCGGGACAGAGCCUCUGGUGGCUCGUGGGGGGGUUUGGGGGUCCGCAGGGUGAGGGCGGAGGGGAGUGUCACUGUCAGAGUGCGAGUGCGGUACGGGAGUUCCAAACUUAGUCUUGAGGCCCUCGGGGCUCCGGCGCCGGGGAGAGGGAGCUCGGGCCACCAUGCGCGACAGGACCCACGAACUGAGGCAGGGGGAUGACAGCUCGGACGAUGAGGACAAGGAACGGGUCGCGCUCGUGGUACACCCGGGCACGGCGCGGCUGGGGAGCCCGGACGAUGAGUUCUUCCAGAAGGUCCGGACAAUUCGACAGACUAUUGUCAAGCUGGAGAAUAAAGUCCGGGAGUUGGAGAAGCAGCAGGUCACCAUCCUGGCCACGCCCCUUCCCGAGGAAAGUAUGAAGCAGGACCUGCAGAACCUGCGUGAGGAGAUCAAACAGCUGGGGAGGGAGAUCCGAUCGCAGCUGAAGGCCAUAGAGCCCCAGAAUGAGGAAGCUGAUGAGAAUUAUAACUCAGUCAACACAAGGAUGAGAAAAACCCAGCACGGGGUCCUGUCCCAGCAAUUCGUGGAACUCAUCAACAAGUGCAACUUGACACAGUCCGAAUACCGGGAGAAGAACGUGGAGCGGAUUCGGCGGCAGCUGAAGAUCACGAAUGCUGGAAUGGUGUCUGAUGAGGAGCUGGAACAGAUGCUGGACAGUGGGCAGAGCGAGGUGUUUGUGUCCAAUAUACUGAAGGACACACAGGUGACUCGACAGGCCCUAAAUGAGAUCUCUGCCCGGCACAGUGAGAUCCAGCAGCUUGAACGCAGUAUCCGUGAACUUCAUGAGAUCUUCACUUUUCUGGCUACUGAAGUGGAGAUGCAGGGGGAGAUGAUCAACCGGAUUGAGAAGAACAUCCUGAGCUCAGCAGACUAUGUGGAACGCGGGCAGGAACAUGUCAAGAUUGCCCUCGAAAACCAGAAGAAGGCUCGGAAGAAGAAAGUCUUGAUCGCCAUCUGUGUGUCUGUCACUCUCGUCAUUGUGGCAGUCAUCAUUGGUAUCACCACAUUGGUUUGAGAGCUUCGCACAUUCUUGAUGAAGCCCUAGAUACCUCAGGAAAGAACUCCUCAUUCUCACCAGUGUGCAAACACAACCUGGAUGUCCACUCGCUGGGAAAACUGCGGGGCCAGACGGAUCCUGCCCCACUAGAAGACUGAUUUAGAUACGGGGCCUCCGGGCUUCCCUAAUUCUCCAUCUCUUCCCCUGCGGCCUGCAUCUUCAGCGGAAUUCUGCCCUAUUGGUCGCCUUUGUCCACCCCCUCACCUUUCUGCCUUCAGAGGAAAACUGCACAACCCACUGGCACCUACUGGGAUCUGAUAGAGAUGAUCAGAUCUAUGCCGGGACUGCGUCACAUCUACGCACCUGGAUGUCAGUGUGCGGUAUGUGACCUUGUAUUGGCUUUGCUGGACAGCGCCACCCCUGAAAGCCUGCUUACCUGUCUCACCCAGGAAGUGGUCCAGAACCUCCUGACAGACGUAACUAGAUGGCCGAGUGAGGCCUUGGAUGCCAGGCCCAGUAGUUUGAACUUUUCCUGGGGGCUAGGGGACACAUGGAAGGUUUUUGAACAGAUGAGUGGCAAAGUUUGGGACAGACCUAGCAGUCAGGUGGACCCAUGCACUGGAGAUUUCACAGGCUCCCCUGUGUAUACCCUUUCCCUGCGGGGAGCUGACCUAAAUGAGGAGUUAAGGGCAGGUUUUGCACUGAAAUCCUGUCUUUGCUGCUCUCAGCCCAACUUUCAGGGAACAGGGUCUUGGUUGGGUGUGGCUUUUCCAAAUCCAUCUUGCAUCAUAACUUUUCAGCUGUAGCUCUCCCCGCUUAUUGCCUCAUUGACUCGAUAUUUUAUGGUUCAGAUUGCCAGGAAAAAGAACCUGACUGGUCUGGGUCAGGCUACUUUGACCAGCCUAUAAAUUGAGCUCGAGGGCGCCUGGGUGGCUCAGUUGGUUAAGCGACUGCCUUCGGCUCAGGUCAUGAUCCCAGAGUCCCGGGAUCGAGUCCCGCAUCGGGCUCCCUGCUCGGCGGGGAGUCUGCUUCUCCCUCUGACCCUCCUCCCUCUCAUGCUCUCUGUAUCUCAUUCUCUCUGUCUCAAAUAAAUAAAUAAAAUCUUUAAAAAAAGAAAGUUACUAAAUUGAGCUCGAGUCAAGACUUUACCCUUGACCACGAUGUAUGUGAAGUGUUUACAUGGUACAAAACACUGCCGCAGAGUGUGUAUAAAGGAGGAGUGGACGGGCUCAGUGAUUGACAUUUCUUGUGAUAUCACAGCCCUGUGAUAGACUGUAGUAUUGUUCCAAAUAUAUACUGUCCUUUCUACUGGAUCACUCACUAUAGGAUUAUAUCCGUUCGUGCCCCACUUAUAGUAGGCUUGGCUAUAUGUCUUGCUUUGGCCAAUGGGAUGUGAGUAGAAAUGUAAAGUAUCACUUUCAGAUAUUUAAGUGUCAGUAAGUAGCCUGGCAGCUUGCCUUUUCUUUUCCCACUUGCUGCGAACCACUGAUAUUUGGAGAAUAGUUGUUGCCACAUCAGAAUAAGUCUAAACCAACUGUCACAGAACUAGUACCCAGAAGUGCGUGCUACCACAUUAAAAAUGAAUCUGAAUUAUGUGCCAUUGGCUCUGGAGCUAGGCAGCGGCUGAUGAGGAAACCAUUAGUGGAAGCUGGAAAGAUGGUGAUAUGUGUUAGGCAGUAGUGAAGCAUUUGGUUAAAUGGUAGGCUGGAAAUAAGUAAGAAUAUAAAUAAUGUCCAAAUGAGCUUGGGGCUUUAGGGAAAAAAGAAUUUGAGAAAGAAUAUUAGUAGCAUGACUUGAUUGCUUUGGGGGUACAUUUGACAAGUUACUGUAAGAAAGAGAUGACUCCGAAAAUAAUUGGCCAGUUUUUAGGCAGAAAUGGAAGAGAUGGGCGCGUGGGUGGCUCAGGUCUGCCUUCAACUCAGGUCAUGGUUCCAGGGUCCUGGGAUUGAGCCCUGCAUCGGGCUCCCUGCUCCGCGGGAAGCCUACUUCUCCCUCUCCCACUCCUCCUGCUUGUGUUCCCUCUCUCGCUGUGUCUCUCUCUGUCAAAUAAAUAAAUAAAAUCUUAAAAAAAAAAAAAAGAAAUGGAAGAGAUUAUAGAAACUCCAUGAAGGUGAUCUACAUUUUUAACCAGUGAAAGAUACAGUUGACAAGGCCCUUAAGCUGAAAAGGUUGAGUGAAAUUAAUCUUUGUGGCAAGGGUCUUAUCAAGUGUAUGACUCUCAUGCCUUUUGUAGAAACUUCUGAAUUGGUCAGAGUGGUUCCCAGUAAAGCCUUUCAGUUAGUCAAGGUAAUUCAGAAAAGUGAGAUUAAGAGUGCAAUUCCCAAAGGAGUUAGUAGGUUCCAUUUGCUUACAAUUAAGUCUAAAGAGAGAGGCAUGUCCGAAGAGAAUUGUGGGUUUGGCAGUUAGCCCAUAGAACUGACUGGAAUCAAAUAGAUAAGAAGCUGCUUUCCCUCCACACAAAAAGCCACUAGGUUGGAUUUUUUUUUUUUAAGAUUUUAUUUAUUCACUUGAGACACAGAGAUACAGAGAGGGAGAGAGAGAGCAUGAGCAGGGAGAGAGGCAGAGGGAGGAGGAGAAGCAGGCUCCCCGCUGAGCCAGGAGCCUGAUGUGGGGCUCGAUCCCAGGACCCUGGGAUCAUGACCUGAGCCGAAGGCAGAUGCUUAACCAUCUGAGCCACCCAGGCACCCCCACUAGGUUGGAUUUUUAAAAGACCAUGAAUGUUCAAGACCUUGAGGGUUCCCAAAUUUCUAUGGGCAUAAAGGAGACGGAAAGCUGCUUUGCCUCAGAAGGGCAUAACCUCCAAUGUUUUCUCAAAUGUGGCCAGGGAGAAUAAAUGGGAAAGGAGGAGCUACUCUAUGGGAACUAGGGAACUAGUCCCAGGAAGCAAUCCCACUCCCAGGUAAAGGUGGGGGGCCUUUGCAACAUCUGCUUAGCAGGAUGUUGCAAUUACUGUGGACCAGUAAGUGCUGUGUGUCUCCCAUUCUUCCUUCUAAAUGGGAGUGUUUACUGCUAUUAUCCUGUCCCUGUUCCACUUCAUAUGUUGGAUGUGUGUGGGGAGGUAACUUGUGAUGAUGGUGAUGAUGGUGAUCAUUUUGGUUCAUAGGUCUCUGGCUCAAGAGAAGCCGCCUCUGGACCUGAUACAGAGACUAUUAGUGGUCCUGGACUUGAGUCUGAUGCCAUGAUUAGAUGGGUCAGUUGGGUGGUCUCCCUGGGGAAGGAUAUGUGUUUAUUUUGAUGUAGAAGAAACACAAA